CUCCGCGUGGACGGUUUAACCCGUGGCUUUCACCUUCUCUCCUCGGCGCUACGUCCUCCUCUCUUUCAAGAAGGGACGUCGCUCUCUCUCGCUCGCUUUAAAGAAGAGGAGAUCAAUUCACUCCGCGAUAGAUCCGUUCCUCUCGAAGAAAACAAUUAAACUACUCUUCGAUCCUUGGGCGCUAUUGUUUUCAAAGUUGGGAAAGGGAUUCUUGAAGGGGGUUGUUCGCAUCUGGCGUCAUGAGUUUUGUUUUCCGGGGAAGCAGGGCAGACAUCGAGAGUGGGCUCCCGGGGUUCAUCCCGGAGAGGCGCGCUGCGCGUAUGCAUCCGGUUGGCCGGCCUGUUAAUACCAACUCCAUGGCUUUUCUCGUCACCGUUCUUUUGCUGUUCAUGAUAUUGAAUUCACAUCAGAUGUCACCGAACUUUCUGCUUUGGCUAGUGCUGGGAGUGUUUUUGAUGGCCACCAGCCUGAGGAUGUAUGCCACAUGCCAGCAACUCCAAGCCCAAGCCCAUGCCGUGGCUGCCAGUGGCUUGCUGAGGCAUACUGAGGUGCGGCUGCAUGUGCCACCAUCCGUAGCCUUUGCAACGGGAGGGCGAUUGCAAAGCCUUAGGCUCCAACUUGCACUUCUUGACCGGGAAUUUGAUGAUUUAGAUUAUGAUGCUCUGAGAGAACUAGAUACUGAUAAUUCUUCUGAGGCUCCUUCUAUGAGUGAGGAAGAAAUUAAUGCUCUUCCUGUACACAAAUACAAAGCUAAUUUACAGAAGGAUUCUUCCUCAAACCGACAAAGUGAUGGAUCACUGCUGCAACAGGCAUCAUCAUCUUCUGCAUCUGCAGCUGAGAGGAAGCGGGACUGUGUCAAAGCUGAUGGGAGUUUGAAAACCUCAGAAGAUGAACUGACAUGCACUGUUUGCUUGGAGCAAGUUAAUGCAGGAGAACUGAUAAGAAGUUUACCCUGCCUGCAUCAGUUUCAUGCGAACUGUAUCGAUCCAUGGUUGCGCCAGCAAGGCACAUGCCCUGUCUGUAAACAUAGGGUGAGUUCAGGGUGGCAUGAAAGUGGUGGUGGUGUAAUGGAUGCUUCUUAUAUGGUCUAGUACAUGAAGACACCCCUUGGUACCGGUACUGCAAUGCAUAAGAGCAUAUGGCUAAUAUGUAUUACGUACGAUACACACUUGUAUGAACCCCAUGUACAGUGUAAAUAGAAGUGGCUCCGGGUCUAUUCAGUCUGUAUCUGGCCGGAAUAUAGGUUGGUUAGGCUAUUGCAUUAACAACUGUCUUAGAUGAGUAUUAGGUAAUCUAGUCAAGAAUUCUUCUUGAAACUGUGUGUUUUGCACUUGUGAUUUUACCAAUAAUGUCUAGCUACUGGUAGAGUUUGAUGUUCUUUUUUUUUUUUUUUCUGGUACUGGUGGAGUUUGAUGUUUCAAUAGCAGCUUAUGUUACCAUCUUCACUUA
Phoenix dactylifera (date palm) is the source of this 1449-nucleotide messenger RNA. Its product is annotated as E3 ubiquitin-protein ligase SDIR1-like. NCBI's taxonomy places the organism in Eukaryota, Viridiplantae, Streptophyta, Magnoliopsida, Arecales, Arecaceae. Gene Ontology annotation, biological process: ubiquitin-dependent protein catabolic process; protein ubiquitination. Gene Ontology annotation, molecular function: ubiquitin protein ligase activity. The record is from RefSeq and is a predicted model, not a curated record.